GUAUGUGUCUGAGCGCGCCCGUGUGUGCGCGCGCCUCUCUCUGCGUCUCCGUGUGCGCGCGAGCACGGGAGAAGAGCAUCGCCGUCCCCCCCAGGAAAGAGCGUUUCGACCGCUUGUUUCUUUCUUUCUUCCUUCUUGUUUAUUUGUAAACACGGUCCGGCUUUUCGCUUUGAUGCUUCUCCGCUCUGUCGGCGCCUCCAUCGGACCUUUUCGCUGAUCAAUCGAGGCCGAUCGAUCAUGGACUGACACAUGCGUUGGACUGCGCGAGGAAGCUCUGGAUGCUGACCAUGUCCAGUCCCAGCGAGCUCAAGUCUCCGUGCAUGACGCGGAACGGCAUGGUCAAGCUGCCCCCCCAGCCUAAUUGCCUGAGCUCCGCCAGCAUCACCAAGGGCACGCCCGCCGCCAAGAACCGCCUGUGCCAGUCCUCGUCUGUGCCCAGCAUCCUGCCCCCGCACGGCCUGCCCUACCACAUGGAGCCCCCUCCGACGGCUGCCUCUCUGCUGGGGCCUGACCUGGACUGCUGCUCGCCCACCUCGGAGCGCACUCCCCUGCACAAGCUGUCCAAGCCAUCCCCAGAGAGGCAGCUGGUGCUGGAUGAGAAGGUGCUGAACCGGCUCCUGUGGUACUUCACCACGGCGGAGAAGUGCACCCUGGCCCAGGUGUGCAAGACGUGGCGCAAGGUGCUCUACCAGCCCAAGUUCUGGGAAGGGGUCACGCCAGUCCUACACGCCAGAGAGCUCUACAACAUCCUGCCCAACGGCGAGAAGGAGUUCAUCAGCCUGCAGGGCUUCGCUCUGAGGGGCUUCCAGGCCUUCUGCCUAGUAGGAGUCUCCGACCUGGACAUUUGCGAGUUCAUCGACAACUAUCCCCUGUCCAAGAAGGGCGUGCGCUCUGUCAGCCUCAAAAGGUCCACCAUCACUGAUGCUGGCUUGGAGGUCAUGCUGGAGCAGAUGCAGGGCCUGAUGCACCUGGAGCUGUCCGGCUGCAAUGACUUCACGGAGGCAGGGCUCUGGUCCAGCCUGAAUGCGAGACUCACCUCGCUGAGUGUUAGCGACUGCAUCAACGUGGCGGACGACGCCAUCGCAGCCAUCUCGCAGUUGCUGCCCAACCUGUCGGAGCUGAGCCUGCAGGCGUACCACGUGACCGACACGGCUAUGGCCUACUUCACGGCCAAGCAAGGCUGCACCACGCGCACAUUGCGCCUGCACUCGUGCUGGGAGAUCACCAACCACGGAGUGGUCAACAUGGUGCACAGCCUGCCCAAUCUCACCGCGCUCAGCCUGUCGGGCUGCUCCAAGAUCACAGAUGACGGCGUGGAGCUGGUGGCCGAGAACCUGCGCAAGCUUCGCAGCCUGGACUUAUCCUGGUGUCCACGUAUCACCGACAUGGCGCUGGAGUACAUUGCUUGCGACCUGCACAAGCUUGAGGAGCUGGUGUUGGACCGGUGUGUGCGGAUCACUGAUACGGGGCUGGGUUACCUGUCCACCAUGUCCUCCUUACGGAGCCUGUACCUCAGGUGGUGCUGCCAGGUGCAGGAUUUUGGGUUGCAGCACUUGUUUGGUAUGAGGAGUUUGCGGCUGCUGUCCCUUGCAGGCUGCCCCCUGCUGACCACCACCGGCCUCUCGGGCCUCAUCCAGCUGCAGGACCUGGAGGAGCUGGAGCUGACCAACUGCCCCGGGGCCACUGCCGAGCUCUUCAAGUAUUUCUCCCAGCACCUGCCCCGCUGCAUGGUCAUUGAGUAGCGAGGCCGUGGGCGGGAGCUUGCGCUACAUCGCCCGAAACCCUCCACCUUCUGUCGCGAGAAACCGAACACCGACCAACCUAUUUCAUCCAGCACCCUAGAGGGAGAAGGAGGAGAGAGGGGACGCGAAGAAGCACGGCGUGGAUGGGGAAGCGAACCCAGAAAGAGACGCUCAGAAAGGGAGAAUGUUAGGCAUGGAACGGCGUGACCUGCGAAGUUAACACUCAUACACACAUAGUGUACGGAACAUGAAUUUCUACAAAAACAAAGAAACCUUCGCUUUGGUGUGGCAUCACCCCCCACCCCCCCACCCCACUAUAACGGAGGAAAAGGUGGGUAGAGGGUCCUGUUGUGGUGCCUCACCCUGGGGGCCCCUGGAAAGGAGCAAUGCCCUGGAGGCUCACCACUGGCAUUGGACCUUCUGGAUGGACCCCCCAGUGGUGUUAAGACCCCUACAGUCGUCAAGCGGCCGCUUUUCCAUCUCUGUCUUAACGCAAAAGAGGUUGAAAAUCAGAAAAAAAGUUAAACGGCUCUGUAGGAUUUUGCAUCAAAGCUGCACGCUAACCUGCUUACCAUCAUAGACUUUUUUUAAAUAUUAUUUUUUUAGAUAUUAUUUUUGAUUAACCCAGAUGACUAUAAGACAUUUUAAUUGUGGAAGAAAGGGAACCCUCUGCGAAGAAGCAGUUACCAAGAUUGCGGAAGGUUCUGGAAGAUGAAAAUGAGGAGCCGCUCAUCGAGGCAAAGGAGACUUCAGGGUUGACUUUGGGGGGGCAGGGGAGGGGCUUAUUGAUUGGAUAUUAUUUACAGUCAUUCGGGAUUGUACAUAAAGCGUACACUCAGCUUCGCCUUUUAAUCGAUUCCCGACCGUUCUGGGGUUUUUUCUGAUGUCAUAUGAUAUGAUUUAGCUGUUUCAUAUGGAGGCGUACAAUGUUUCUGAUGUCCUGUCUUGCAGCCAGUGCUCUCGAACGUAGGAAGCAGCUGAAAUUAUCGCAGUUAGAGGACGUUGCGUGUGAUUUAUGUGAUUUUCGGAAGCAAGGAGAACGGUGACGAGGCCUGGUACUCGUCAGAGAAAAGUGCACCGCAGUACGUGGAAGUGAACUUUGCAGAACGAUACUAUGGUCAGAUGGAUUCCGUGACCCUCGCAUACAAAGCGGAGCAGCUGUACGUGGAAUUGAUCUGUGGUUUAUGGGGCGGAUCACAUGUACAUGUGUCGGUUACGGCUUGGCGUCAGCAUACCGCAAUGCAGCGAAGUCUCAUUGCAGAAGUUGGAGUGAUAAUUUACCCCGACUCCAACCCCUCAGUAUUAAUCUGAAAGGUCAGGGACCCACAGGUCAUGGGCUCCUUGCGUCUCCUCUUACCCCACAGCUCCGCUUCCGUGAUUCGACCCUUGCGCCCCCGAUGUCUCCAUUUUUACCUGGGUGUGUUUCUGCAUUUUCACCAAGCCCGCCUGGGCGCUUUACUGGGCACCACUUAACAAGCGCAAGGUGUGAGGGAGGCGGGGCGGAGGCGAUGCUGGAGGGGCAUCCAACACACCCUGCCUGCACUGUUCCCCACGCCAUCCGUUCUAUCCAGACGAUCUCUGGUAGGUGGUCAGGCAUCAGUUCUCCGUCAGUAUUUAUGAGACCUAAACAACAAGCAACACUGUAAACUAGAUGUAUAUAAACAUGUAGCACGGUUGUCAGUCCCACCGAGUUCGAAAGCAGAUUCUCCCUGAAGAGAAGGCGUGUUUUGCUUCUCUUGUGUCAGAGACCCAUGUUACCUGCUAACAAACUUGGAAACGCUUCUUUUUCGGCUGCUGCAUACAAGCUUUGGUGCCACCUAAAGGAGUGAAGAGGCUGCUGCUGCUGCUUCCUUUUCCUCCCGUGUGGAUCCUUCCGCCACAGGCUGACUGCUCGCGGAUCGGAGAGGAAGUAUUUUGCACGAGAGCAGAUGGUCUAUAUGUUGUGAGCUGAAUGAUGGCUGCGUGUGUCGGGGGUUGCAAAAGCUACCCUUGGGAGUAGGGCUGCAGAACCACCUCGUCCAGGGUGACGUUCUCGGAGAUGUUCGAGGGCUCAAGAGCUGGAUCCAUUGGCUUGGAGGUGCUUCCACGACGAGGAUCUGCGGGGACGCAUGCCUCUUCAUACCUGCUCAUUCAUGUAUCCGCUGACGGAUUGACUCGGCACUUGAUUUACGUAUGUCUGAGUGAGGCUGCAUAAUGAAUUUAUGGAUGAUUGUAUUUAUUUAUCUAUUUAUUUACUUAUUUAUUGACUUACUUGCUGGCGGUGUGGGAUCGGCCAGACGGGAUCGACUUUGUGAUUCUGUUUGGCUGCACAGUGGGACUACAGUAGGGUAUCAUGAGUGACCUUUUUUAACAUUGUGUGUGUGUGUGUGUGUG
This is a messenger RNA of Scleropages formosus (Asian bonytongue), 4115 nucleotides long. It is a transcript of the gene fbxl16, whose product is annotated as F-box and leucine-rich repeat protein 16. Gene Ontology annotation, cellular component: SCF ubiquitin ligase complex. The record is from RefSeq and is a predicted model, not a curated record. Gene Ontology annotation, molecular function: protein binding. Gene Ontology annotation, biological process: SCF-dependent proteasomal ubiquitin-dependent protein catabolic process. The coding region runs from base 279 to 1742 and encodes 487 amino acids. The transcript has 6 exons. NCBI's taxonomy places the organism in Eukaryota, Metazoa, Chordata, Actinopteri, Osteoglossiformes, Osteoglossidae.